Molecule: messenger RNA, 6513 nt
Organism: Tinamus guttatus (white-throated tinamou)
Lineage: Eukaryota; Metazoa; Chordata; Aves; Tinamiformes; Tinamidae
Gene: MYO7B
Product: myosin VIIB
Cellular component (GO): myosin complex; cytoskeleton
Molecular function (GO): protein binding; cytoskeletal motor activity; ATP binding
Source: RefSeq, a predicted model, not a curated record
GGCGAUCAUGUGUGGCUGGAAACUCAGUCAAGCAGUGAAUUUAAUGUCCCUAUUGGGGCAGUUGUGAAGGACUCUGACUCAGGACGGAUCUUGCUGGAGGAUGACGAAGGCAAGGAGCACUGGAUCACAGCAAGGAACAUGCACAUGGUGCGCCCAAUGCACCCCUCCUCUGUCCAAGGGGUGGAGGACAUGAUCCGCCUUGGGGACCUCCACGAGGCAGGCAUGGUGCACAACCUCCUCAUCCGCCACCAGGAGCACAAGAUCUAUACUUACACAGGGUCCAUCUUGGUAGCAGUGAAUCCAUACCAGCUGCUGCCCCUCUACACAGUCGAUCAGAUCCAGCUGUACUGCAACAAGAGGAUUGGAGAGCUGCCACCUCAUGUCUUCGCCAUUGCAGACAACUGCUAUUUCAAUAUGAAGAGGAAUAAGAAAGACCAGUGCUGUGUGAUCAGUGGAGAAUCUGGAGCUGGAAAAACCGAAAGCACAAAGUUAAUAUUACAGUUUUUGGCAGCUAUCAGUGGGCAGCAUUCCUGGAUAGAGCAGCAAAUUCUAGAGGCCAACCCCAUUCUGGAAGCUUUUGGAAAUGCCAAGACAAUUCGGAAUGACAAUUCCAGCCGCUUUGGGAAAUACAUUGAUAUCCACUUCAACCAAAAUGGUGUGAUAGAAGGAGCCCGAAUAGAACAGUUUCUUCUGGAGAAGUCCCGGGUUUGCCGGCAGGCUCGAGAGGAGAGGAACUAUCAUAUCUUCUACUGCAUGCUCAUGGGCAUGAAUAUGGAGCAGAAGAAGAUGUUGAAUUUGGGCACUGCUUCAGAGUACACUUAUCUCACUAUGGGCGACUGCACGUCCUGCGACGGCCGGAGUGACGCCAAGGAGUACGCGCACAUCCGCUCCGCCAUGAAGAUCCUCAUGUUCUCAGACUCGGAGCACUGGGACAUCAGCAAACUGCUGGCUGCUAUUCUGCAUCUGGGGAACGUGGAGUUUGAAGCGGCAGUGUACGAUAACUUGGACUGCUCCGAUGUCAUGGACUCACCACACUUUUCGAUUGCAACCAAAUUGCUUGAGGUAGACUCCAGUGAACUCCAGAACAGCCUUACAAGCCACUCCAUCAUCAUCCGAGGAGAAAGCGUGUCCAGGCCCCUGAGCAUAGUUCAAGCCGCGGAUGGAAGGGACGCCUUCGUGAAGGGUAUAUACGGAAGGAUUUUCCUGUGGAUAGUGAACAAGAUCAACUCAGCUAUUUUCAACCCAACUUCUCAGAACCCUAAAAAAACACGACAUUCCAUUGGGCUGUUGGACAUCUUUGGGUUUGAAAACUUUGACAACAACAGCUUCGAGCAGCUCUGCAUUAACAUUGCCAAUGAACACCUUCAGCAGUUCUUCGUGCGCCACGUCUUCAAGCUGGAGCAAGAGGAAUACCUUGCGGAGCACAUCUCCUGGAAUAACAUUGACUUCACUGAUAACCACCAGGCUCUGGAAAUCAUUGCGCUCAAGCCCAUGAACAUCAUCUCCCUCAUUGAUGAAGAGAGCAAGUUCCCAAAGGGCACAGAUGCCACCAUGCUUGUCAAAAUCAAUUCCCUGCAUGGCAAAAGCAACGUAUACAUCCCACCCAGGAGUGUCCAUGACACCAAGUUUGGCAUCAACCACUUUGCUGGGGUUGUCUUUUAUCAGUCAAAAGAUUUCCUGGAGAAAAAUCGGGACACACUGAGUGCUAAUGUAAUGCAGGUGGUCCAUUCUUCCAAAAACAAAUUCCUGAGACAGAUUUUCCAGGUAGAAACGACCCCACCUACUCUCGGCCGUGGGACCAUUCGGCGUCUUGGAGGUGACCAGUCCUACAAGGGCUCGGAUACCACCAAGCGACUCUCUACUCUGGGGGGACAGUUCAAGCAAUCCUUGGAAAAGCUGAUGAAAAUCCUUGGUCAGUGUCAGCCAUACUUCAUCCGCUGCAUCAAACCAAAUGACUUCAAGAAACCACUGCUAUUCGACCGAGAGCUGUGUAUCCAGCAGCUGCGCUAUUCCGGGAUGAUGGAGACCAUUCGGAUCAGGAAAGCUGGCUACCCAGUUCGCUACAGCUUUGAGGAGUUCUUUGAGAGAUACAGAGUUCUCCUGCCAGGCUCUGCUCGAGAACAGCUGAAGAAUGAUGCUCGCAAGUGCUGCAUCAGCAUCUCCGAAGCGGUGCUGGGCAAGGAUGAAGGCUGGCAAGUUGGAAAAAACAAGAUUUUCCUUAAAGAUUAUCAUGAUACAGUACUAGAGCUGCAACGACACAAGGUACUCACAGAUAAGGUGCUUCUUAUCCAGAAGGUGAUGAGAGGAGUCAAGGACAGGAAGCUGUUUCUGAAACAGAGGAAAUCUGCUAUAGCCAUUCAGACAGCCUGGCGAGGCUACUGCUGCCGGAAGGAUUUCAGAAUGAUUCUGCUGGGCUUUGGGCGCCUGCAGGCCCUCAUCCGGAGCCGGCAGCUUGCGAAACAGUACGAAACAGCCCGAGCUGCUGUCGUCAGGUUUCAGGCCUUGUGCCGUGGAUAUCUGAUGCGUAAAAAGAUUGCAGAGCAGAAGAAAGCUGCAUGUGUCAUACAAGCGUAUGCAAGGGGCAUGUUCGCUCGCCAGAGUUACCAGAGGAUGAAGAGAGAGUACCAGGGCAAGCUGGAAGCCAGGAAUAUCCGCUUGGAAGAGGAGAAACGUCUCAUCCAAGUCCUCGGGCCAGUGAAAGCAAGAGAAGAAGCUAUGAGGUUAGAAAAGGAACACCUGGCUGCUCUGGAGAGAGAGGAGAAUGAAGAAAGACAAAGGAGGAAUAAUGCUCUUGCCAACCGGCCAACAAGUUAUGAUGUUAUCAGUGACCAAGAAAUGGUGGACAAAAUUUUUGGAUUUUUACCUUCCAUGAUUGGAGGCCAAGAAGGACAGGCUCCUCUGGGUUUUGAGGAUUUGGAAACGAAGCCGAACAGGCUGGAAGAGGUGGACCUGGACAUGAUUCCCAUGAGCAUGGAGCUGGAAGAAGAAGCAGACGGCUUGGCAGAAUACACCUUCCCAAAGUUUGCAGCUACCUAUUUCCAGGGGUCAUCUACACACACACACAUCCGGAAACCCUUGCGGCACCCACUGCUUUACCAUGACGACAAGGACAACGUCCUGGCUUCCCUGGUUGUGUGGGUCAUUAUCCUGCGGUUCAUGGGAGACCUGCCAGAGCCAGCAAUGUUUGCCAGGAGUGGCACCACCAAGAGCAGCUCUGUGAUGACACAGAUAUAUGACACACUUGGCAAGAAAAACCAAGUCCAGUUCAGGAGCAACAGCCCAAAUAUGGGAGACAACAGAAAGGAUAACAAGAUCUCCAAGGGGAUCUCUUCCCUGAAGCUGAAACGGUCCUCCAAGCUGACAGGGAAGGUAGCAAACCAGCUGAAAAGUGGAGAAGAGGCUUUCCAAGAGGAUAGCUCGAUCUCUGAGAGACCUAUGUCCAACCUUGAAAAAGUGCAUUUCAUUAUUGGCAAUGCAAUCCUGCGCCCUGCCAUCAGAGAUGAGAUCUAUUGCCAGAUUUGCAAACAACUCAGUGAAAACAGCAACAGGAGCAGCUACGCUCGAGGCUGGAUCCUUCUGUCCCUGUGCCUUGGUUGCUUUCCUCCUUCAGACACAUUUGUGAAGUACCGGCUGAACUUCAUCCACGACGGGCCCACUGGCUACGCCCCGUACUGCGCUGAGCGCCUGAGACGGACCUACGCCAACGGCGCGCGGAGCGAGCCGCCGAGCUGGCUGGAACUGCAGGCAACAAAGCAGAAGAAACCCAUUGUAUUUAAUGUCACUCUGAUGAAUGGCCAGAGCAUCACUGUCCCUGCAGACUCUGCUUCUAUUGCCAAAGAGAUCUGUCAGUUCAUAGCAGAUAAAACCAAGCUGAAGGAUGUGUUUGGCUUUUCACUCUACAUUGCUGUGUUUGACAAGGUCUGGUCGCUGGGUGGGGGACGAGACCAUGUCCUGGACGCCAUCUCCCAGUGCGAGCAGCUUGUGAAGGAGCGGGGCACCCAUGAACGUAAUGCUCCCUGGCGGCUCUACUUCCGCAAGGAAAUCUUCACCCCCUGGCACAACUGCCAGGAGGAUCCCUUCAGCACUGACCUCAUUUACCACCAAAUCAUUCGUGGCAUCCGGUUUGGAGAGUACCAUUGUGAGAAGGAGGAUGAUUUGGUGGAGAUAGGUGCAAAAUAUUGUUACAUCCAGUUUGGAGAUUCCAUCCACAAUGAGCUUGUGCAAAAAGUGCUCCAUGACUGUAUCCCAGUGAAACAGCUGAAGUCCAAGCCCCUGGAAAAGUGGGUGAGCCUUAUAACCUACGCACAUGCUAAGGCCCCGUACACACAGGACCGUGUUUCCCGUCAGACUGUGAAGGAACAGCUUGUGGAUUUUGCUCGCUUCCAGUGGCCUUUGCUUUUUUCUAGAUUCUUUGAAGUCACAAAGUUUUCGGGUCCCAGCUUGCCCAAGAACCACUUUAUAGUUGCCAUUAAUUGGAAAGGUAUCUACUUCUUGGAUGAGUCUGAAAAGCGGCUUCUUGAGCUGACCUUCCCAGAGAUAACUGGCAUCCACACCAACAGGGCAGUGAAAUCCUUUGGACAGAGCUGCACUCUCAUCACACUUCGUGGUGAGGAGUUUGUCCUGACAUCUGUCAACAGCGUCGUCAUUGCCGAGCUGGUGGUCAUGUUCCUAGAAGGACUGAAGAAAAGAUCACGAUUUGCUGUGGCAAUGCAAGAGAAAAAAACCCAAGAAGACCCUGCCAUCCUGCCCUUCAAGAAGGGAGACUUGCUAAUCCUCACGGAGGAUAAAAGGCUGGAUGCAAAUUCUGCCUGGAUCAGUGCCCAGAAUGAAAGGACAGGCAAAACAGGGAAUGUGUCUUUAGAAGAGAUCUACAUCAUUCCUUCUCUCACAAAACCAUCUAGUCAACUGCUGAGCCUGCUGCUGAUGUCUCCAGACCAGAGGAGGACAGCUUCCCAGAACUCCCACAUGGAGGAGCCUGACGAAGAGGACGUCAGAACGAGGCCGUACACUCUAGAGGAAUUCUCUUAUGAACACUUCAGGACUCCUGAGAAGGAAUCCAUUAGCAAGGCUGUUCUCCAGAAAUCCCGUGGACGCAGCCAGCUGUGGGCACAUUCCAAGGAGCCCUUGAAGCAGCCCUUGCUGAAGACAGCGUGCACAGAUGCUGAUCUCCGGGACCUGGCUUGUCAGGCCUUCAUCGCCAUCAUGAAGUUCAUGGGGGACUACCCCUCGAAACAGGCGCGCUCCUCUGCGGAGCUCACCGACCAGAUAUUCGUGGCAGCCAUUCAGGAGGAGGUUCUGCGGGAUGAGAUUUACUGUCAGAUCAUGAAGCAGCUGACCGAGAACAGGAACAGGUACAGCGUGAACAAGGGCUGGCAGCUCCUCUGGCUCUGCACUGGCCUGUUCCCACCCAGCAAGUCCCUGCUGAAACAUGCCCAGAAGUUCAUGGAAACACGUCAAAAAGAGACCCUGGCCCUGGAGUGCAGUCGCAGAAUUCAAAGGGUGAUGAGGAGUGGCUCCAGGAAGUGGGCACCUCAUCCUGUGGAGGUUGAUGCCAUCUUGCAGAACAACACUAAGAUCUCACUCAAGAUCUGCUUCCCCAAUGACACAGAGCAGGCAUUUGAUGUGGGAACAAACACCAAAAUCCGGACUCUGUGUCAGAACAUUGCUUCCAAAUUGCAGCUGGGCUCCUGGGAAGGUUUCAGCCUCUUUGUCAAGAUCGCAGACAAGGUGAUCAGUCAGAAUGAAGCAGACUACUUCUUUGACUCGCUGAGACAGGUGACAGAUUGGAACAGGAAGAACAAACUUGUGAAAGAUGGGGCUCCGGUGUCUCUGGCUUACGAGGUGUAUUUCAUGAGAAAGCUGUGGCUGAAUGUAAUUCCCGGGAAGGACCUGAAAGCAGAUUCCAUUUUUCAUUACCACCAGGAGCUGCCCAAGUACCUCAGAGGCUACCACAAGUGUUCCCGGGACGAGGCCGUGCAGCUGGCAGGGCUCAUUUACAAAGUGCGCUUCAACCAAGACCGCACGCAGCUGGCGGCCGUCCCCAAAAUCCUCAAGGAGCUGGUGCCAGACAACCUGCUGCGAGCAGCCUCACCAGAGGAGUGGAAGAAGAACAUUACUGCAGCGUACAACAAACACGAGGGAAAAACCGUGGACGAGGCCAAGGUUGCCUUCUUGAAAAUGGUGUAUCGGUGGCCAACAUUCGGAUCAGCCUUCUUUGAGGUCAAGCAAACCUCGGAGCCAAACUUCCCAGAGAUUGUGCUGAUUGCAAUCAACAAGCAAGGAGUCUCAGUAAUAAAUCAGAAGACAAAGGAUAUUUUAACAGUUUACCCCUUUAAUAAAAUCUCCAAUUGGAGCAGCGGGAGCACGUACUUUCAUAUGACUAUAGGAAACCUGGUACGAGGAAGCAGGAUCUUAUGUGAGACAUCUCUGGGUUACAAAAUGGAUGACCUGCUAACGUCCUACGUACGCCUGCUCAUGAAUGCUGUCAACAGGCAGAAGAACCUGCCGGCCUGA